Mycena citricolor is the source of this 7313-nucleotide messenger RNA. NCBI's taxonomy places the organism in Eukaryota, Fungi, Basidiomycota, Agaricomycetes, Agaricales, Mycenaceae. The record is from the annotation of a GenBank genome assembly.
CAGCCGUCCUGGCACUUCCAAUUGUUCGCCCAGACAUCCCUAUUACGAAUAUCCUCAUUAAUGUGUCAUUCCAGAGUCUUCAAUGGAGGCAGAACCGCCCCCCGCGGCGGAGGUGCGCACGCCGACUCACAACCUGCCGGAAGAAUCUCUCCCGCCCUCCUCCUUCGACCAGCGUGAUGUGCGAAAGAAUGCUGUCGCACGGCUCAAACGAGCGGCGUCUCUGCCACGAAUGAAAGACGGCCGACGCCCUCCACCGAUGCAUCCUGAGGGCGUCAGCGAAGGGGAAAAGGUCAACACGGAUGAUGAACGUCAGGUGGACACAGACACUCCUCCCCCGCCCCCCGAAGAUUGCACAGCUGAAAACUCAGCGGUGGCUGAGAACGGUGACACUGUUGGCGCAGCGGUCAAGGCGGAUGCAGCAGACAUUGAUGCGGACAAUGAGGCGGACGGCGGAGAUGAUCCCACGGCUCAUUUGGAAACAAGUUCUCGGCCAAAACGACGCUCGCGUUCACGAACUCGGUCCCGCGGAUCCAAAGAUCUCAAGCUGAAGCGAGCUGCAUUAUCCCCUGCUCCAAGUCCUCUUGUGCCCAGUGAUUCUUCGCAAGACGAGGGAGCUUCGUCCCCUCUCGCACCGUCAUUAGCCUCUCCGAUCCCGUCCAAUCUCGCUGCGCUGCAGCGAUCACGACUUCUCCGUUCCCCAACGCCCACAUCGAACACGCGGCCGCCGACACCCAACCUGCCGUCUCUCGAGGACUUACAGCGUGGGCUUUUCCGGUCUAACAGCGUAGGAUCGACUUCUGUGGGUCGCAUAAUGGCCAUGCACAAGUUGACGGGUGGAACGGAAACUUAUGAACCUUCGCCGGCGCCCGCAACACCGCCCCUGCCGGGAAAACUGGGCCGUAACAACACGGUGUCGGGUGGAGAGCGGAGCGCGGUGAGAGAGUUUAUGCUCAGUAGGCUUGGCGAUAGACUUGCCAAAGGAACGGAUGCCGAGCCGGUCAGUGAACGGGAAGAAUACUCAGCGCCUUCGCCCUCGCCCACCCCAAGGAAGAAGCGAAGACGAUCGCGGCGGGGCUCAACCAGUGCCAACGCUGGUGUUUCGGACUCAGAGUUCAUGUCGACCUCACCGAAUACCCCGAUCGUCCCGUCCACACCUCUGCCUUGGGAGCAACUUCCGGAGCCUGUACCUCCCAUCGCGGGCCCUAGUCGAGCAACGAGUCCGCGUGGUUUGUUUUCAGAUCGUGAAGAGACGUCGUCUCCGGCCCUAAACCGCGAUCCAUCCCCCGCCCUUGCGCCAUCGUCUGCCAGGGACAGUCCGGCAUCCCAUGAUCGACCACGGCGGCGGAGUGUCCUCGUCGAGGACGACGACGAUCGCGUCCCAUUCCGCCCUGGGCCUCCCGUUGUGGCUGCGUUGCCUAGGACGCCGCCAGUGUACUCGGUGCCUGUGAGCCGCCAAAUGACGCCAGAGUUCCCGAUGCGCCACAGUCCGUUCGCACGGCCUCUGGAGGAGCGGGUGUCACGUGAAGAGGACGAGGAGAAGGUCUUGUAUCCAGGCGAUUCGUACGACGGCUACGAUGACAACUUUCAGCGCGAAAUUAGUUGGGUUGCAGAUCCCCUGCCUGAGAUCAUGGAUGAUGAUGUCGAGGAAGAAGACUACGGGGUGCCGCAGCCGUCAUCCCCCGAGUCCUCAUCACCUCCGCGCGAACUAUACGACGACAGCUCUCCACAGAACUCAGUCAUGAUCGAGCCCGAGACGUCCCCGGAAAUAGCGGCAGCACAAGUUCCCCCUUCUCCGACAUCGGUCGCGGGGUUAUCUCAACUCAUGCGCAGUGGCAGCGAGGACUCGACGUCAUAUCCGCAGACAGUUCCUUUGACAACUGACCUGGAGUGGGAUGACGGCAAGCGCUGGGAGGCCUCGACCAGCAGCAGCACAUGGGACAAAAUAAAGACGACGUUUAGCCGCUCUGGCUCGGCAUCGGGCAGACGCUCGCGCUCGAACAGCAUUGUCACGCGUGACAGACGCGACCACACCGACUCCAGUGCCAGCAGAGAGAGCGGCGCGUCGCUCACCAAGGGAGAGCUCAGUCCUGCCCUGAUGAGCCCGCCGAUCAUGAUGCAAGCGUCGGCAUCUGCUUCGGCUGUGUCCCUGUCGGCGUCCGGGUCCGCGUUUCCGGCCCCGUCCUCUGCUGAUCUGCUCAAAUACCAGAAUGCGAAGCUCUUCCCGUUCCCUGGCAUGAAGAAACUGGAGGAACAGCAGCGGAGUCGUAAAGGGAACUUGACCCCAUCCGCAUCCAGCCCGGACGUGGCUCUCUUCAGCGGAUACGAGACAGAAGGGACUCAGAACUCGAUCGCAUCCUAUGCAAACACGCCUCUCCAGUCGCCAGAGCAUCGCGAUCGCAAAUUGUCACAUCAGCUGUCGGACUCGCGCUUGCUGGAGCGUUACACGUCGCCCUACUCGUCUCCGCCGUCGUCUGUGACGCCAUCAGCGCCACCACAGAUGGAGUACUUUACGCUGCCGCCGCUGUCUCCGAGCUCUUCGUCUGUGCUUCCGAUGACACGAGCCGCUGUGAAGCAGUGGCUCAGCCGACGUCAGAAGUCGUCUCAGAAUAAGCUCUCCCUCACUGAUCUGACUAAAGGCAAGGACUGGGAGGACGACCUGGAACUGCCGGAAAGCAAGACUGUGACAGCCGCGACUUCACCUGUGACCACGGUGACUACCCCAGAACCAAGAGAACCGCCGCCACCCGUUGACAUCACGCCCAAGGCAAGGAUGAUGGCCUCGCCGCCGCUGUUCGACGAAAACUCUCAGUUUUAUUAUAACCCCCGACCGGCCAUUCCAUCGCCACCGGAUCCUCUGUCGGCAACUCCCGAUCCCGGCUCGUCUCUGAGCGACUAUGCCCGAGGGUCGACAUCCGAGUCAUCCUCGACUAAUUCGUCACACUACUCCGACGGCGGCCACGUCGAGUCACAAGGCUCUCUCAUCCUGGAGAAGCUGGAGGAGAAUCUGGCCCGCAGCUCGCGCAGCCCGAUGUGGGCUUCGGUCAUCGAUGAGCCGCCGCGUCGGUUCCUGAUGUCGUCUGCGUGCUUGCAGGUGGUCAACGCCAACACCAUCAAGGACCGAUUCUUGUUUUUGUUCUCAGACAUUCUCGUUAUCACCAAGCCUAUCAUGCAUGAGAACGGCAGCUUUGUUGAUGCGCAGAAGCCGAUGUUUGCCGACCGACGAUACAUCGUCAAAAGCAUCGUCCAGAUCAGCCAGAUGCGGUUCAAUGCAGACCGCACGGAUCUGCAGACCAAGGCCAGCAACUACAGCAGCACGCCCCGCAGCCAGUUGAUCCGCGGCUUCAUCUCGCACUUCAGCACCGACAUGGAUCAGGCCGUCUCCGCUUUACUGUCUCAGGCGAAUCUACACAGCGACCCCACCGUCCUCGGCCACUUGAUGUUCAAGACAGUCGAUCUCGAUCGGGCUCGAUUGGGAGAGUAUCUUGCUCGGCGGACGUCCAAGCUGGUCCUCAAGGCUUAUCUGGACAGCUUCCACUUUGUGGGCGUGCGCGUCGACCGAGCGUUGCGCGCCUUUCUGCUCUCGCUGGUCCUGCCGGAGCCGCCGGAGCCGCAUUCCAAGGCGCCAGGCAACUCCGCAUUCAACUACAUGAUCGAUGCCUUCUCGCACCGUUGGUACGAGGCCAACGCGCGCAUCGUCGUGUACGACAAGGAUCUCGCAAAUCAGCUGGUCCAUGCUCUGCUGCAGCUCAACGUCUGGAUGCACGGCGGGUUGGCUUGUGAGCCCGGUCCCACCGCAUUGCCGCGGCGGACUAUGGCUCCCAAAGACUUCAUCAACGCUUUCCGCCAGUUCGAUCAGCGUGGGCUCAUCGCUGAUGAGACUCUGGAGGCUGUCUUCAAGUCUGUGAGAGAGGAGCGACUGUCCCAGGCCCGGAUUCCACACGGUGUCCCCGAUGUUCCGAUCUUGCUGAAGCGGCCUCUGCCUGGCCGUUUGAUCUACAAAGUUUCCUCCGAUCCCAUUGUCCUCAGGAUCCCACAGGCCGACCCCGAUCUCGUGAUUCACCUGUACGGCCAAGAUCUUGUCUUCGACCCUCCGCGCAUCUCGUUCUCGCGGUCCGGAGAAGCCUCCUUCAGAGUCACCGCGACGUCCUUGGGCACCAAGACGAUGAUUCUGUGUCGUGGCGGUCCCAAUGCCCUCAAAUACUCGGGACUGCCUCUGAGUCAUCCGUUCCUUGUGGAGCGUGCGUUCAUGCGCAAUACAUUCGAGAUUGCGUUUCUGAAUCACCACGGACUGAAGCGACGGUACAUGUUCAGCUUCGACGACCCGCUCAUUCGCCACCAAUGGGUAGUCUCGCUGCAGCGCCAGCUCGACAGUGGCUCGUCGAUCUCGUCCAGCUCGCUGUCGCAGCUGUCCCAGAGCGUGCCCAAGUUCCAUCGUGCGGCUGAGAUCAUGGCUUUGAAGGCUCUCCAGCAGACUUUGAUGGGCUGUGACACCACCGACGCCAACGCUCCUCCGCCAGUCCGCUUAUCUGUGCAAAAGCUUCGACCGAACGGGUUGUCUCGGCUGGACGCCAAUGCGUCUUUCCGGUUCCCUCCGGAAUCUCGCUUUGUCGAUCACGAGCAGAACCCUGCCCAGCCUGGGCUCCAUAUCCGGUCCAAGUCGCGCAGCAAGGUGUAUCACAAGGACGGUGCGGGCAGAAAUGAGCUCGAGCUGAACGAUGUCGGCGAUGCCGAGGUUCCAGAUGAGCACGGCGAGCAAGAUCCCACGGCGCGUGUCGAUGGUCCGCUGUGGACAUCCCACGAAUUGGUCCUUCAAUGUGCACAGAAUAGUUCUAUCGUCACCGUUCUUUCUUAUCUGCAAGUGGGCGCUCCAGAAAACGGAUUUCAUUAAUCGGAUCUGCUAUUCUAUUAUUCCCUCUCCUCUGUGCUCUCAUCUGAAUCCAUGUUGUGCAAACCGCAAUUUAUACGUGUUUAAUAUGUACCUGCAUUAUCUAGACGUCCUGCAGCAAUCGCAUCGUAAGCUAAUUACAGACCACUCAGCUUUGUCUGUAUUUGCCGAUUCCCGACCUCUCUCUCGGUUCGCCAUCAACGCAAUCACCACUGUACCUUAGAUGCGCCCUCGGCAGCGCUAACCCCACACUAAUAUUUCUGUCGUCGGCGCCUGUCUAUCUAUACCGUAUACGCAUUACGCAUCGCUCCAUGUCCCGGUCCCGCAUCCAUGCUGAUGCGAACACCCGGCUGGGCAAAUCAUGGUUCGACUACGAGAAUUCCCGGAUCGAUUGGAGCUCGCCUGAGAGAUGGGAGAUCGUACGCCGGUUGGGAGGCGGAAAGUACUCCGAGGUUUUCGAGGGGGUGGACAUGGCCAAUAGCGACCGCUGCGUGAUCAAGGUGCUGAAGCCCGUCGCGGCGAAGAAGAUAAAGCGCGAGAUCAAGGUCCUGCGUAAUCUGACCGGGGGGCCGAAUGUGAUUAGUCUGUUGGAUGUCGUACGAGAUUCCUCGGGGCGAUAUCAUAGUCUCGUUAUGGAAUACGUCGAGAAUGCGGACUGGAAACGGUUCUUGUCUGGGGUGACCGAGUCGGACGUAAAGCAUUACACCUUCCAGCUUCUCAUGGCGCUAUCGUAUGUCCACGAGCAUGGGGUUAUGCAUCGGGAUGUCAAGCCGGCAAAUGUAAUGAUAGAUCCCAAGACCCGCAAGCUACGGCUGAUCGAUUGGGGCCUGGCCGAAUUCUAUUUUCCUGAAACUGACUUCGCGAUCCGGGUGGGUUCGCGGUAUUACAAAGCCCCAGAGCUAUUGGUGGGCUAUAAACGAUACGAUUACAGCCUGGACAUGUGGAGUGUCGGGUGUAUGUUUGCUUCGAUGAUUUUCCGCAAAGAGCACUUUUUCCGUGGUUCCGAUAACGACGACCAGCUGCUCAAGAUUAUGCGUGUUCUGGGGACAGAAAAAUUCGACAUCUAUCUCAAAACGUAUCAUAUUCCCUUCGAGACUGAAUCCGACGCACUACUUGCUAGUUAUGGCAAACAAUCGUGGACUCGGUUCGAGACAGCAGAGAACCGGCAUCUCUUGCCGCCUGAAGCGCUCGAUUUCCUGGACAAACUGCUCCGAUACGACCAUCAGCAGCGACUGACCGCACAAGAGGCCCAAGCUCAUCCUUACUUCAACUCGGUCCGCCUUGAUGCGGUGUUGGGCAAAGACUAUGUCAGUGAUUCUGGGUUUGCUUCUGCGUAAAUUGCCGAUGGUUCCUAUGUAGCCUUAAAUGAUUAUGCCCAUGUAUGAGUAAGUACUUAGUGUCAGCUAGAUGCACGUUUUUUCUGUGCUUGCGGUAGAUCACUGGCGCAGUCCCAAUAUGGAACAGCCGCAAGUUUCAGGCAUGGGCCUAUGACAUGCACUUUCAAUGAGUUUUGGCAUCCUAAAUACCAGCAGAACAGGCGACACGGCUCCAUCUCAUAUCGACGACCAUGGCUGACCGCUCCCGCACAUCGAUGCCCGUAACAGCUAGCACCAACAGCUUCCGCACUCGCAGGCACUCCGAGUCGGAUCCGCUCCAGCCAUCGCUUUGGAGCCGACACCGCGAGACAUCCGUCUGGGUCGAGCACCAGAGCUUCGCCUGCCCCCGCGGCCAGAAAACAGAACAGUGGGUCCUCGACCAGCAGUUCUUCCACACCUACGAGGUAUCCCUGCGACCGGAUGGUGGUUCCCCUCCGUGGCAGCGCCGGCGGGCCGAAGCCGAGGCUCGGCUCGUGGCGGCGGCGCAGUACCGCCGGGACCUCGAGCGGGCGCGCAAAGUGCAGGAAGAGCUCACGCGCAUCCAAGCGCGGAUCUACCGCAAGCUGGCGCUGGACCGGCAGAUGGCCGCGGCCGAGCGCCUGCACGCGUCCGUCAGCCAGCAGGAGCGCGAGAGACGGAAGAGGGAUCGCGCGGACCGGGCUGUCCGGGAGGCCUGGGCGCGGUACGAGAAGGGCUGGGAGGAUAUCAAGGCUUCGGGCGAAUGCUCUGGGGGGCAGGGCCGCCACCACCUUGCGUUCGCCGCACUGCCGUGGCCGGUGCUGUGCGUGGCGCCGGGUUUGGAGGAUCUGACGUCCAGGAACGUGGCGGAGCUCUUGCUCGCACCGUGUCAUUCGCAGAGGCUGAGCGUGAAAGAGCGAAUCCGGACGGCACAGCUCCGGUGGCAUCCGGACAGAUUCCGGCGCAUUCUGGACAAGAUCAAGCCAUCGGAUAGAGAGGCAGCGGAGAAAGGCGCGGUUUUGGUUGCCGGCUGUCUGAAUGAUUUGCUCGCGAGAGAGGCGUCAAAGUCUCCCUAGAUGACGAUUUGAGUACCG